AGGUUGUGGCUAGCGUACGCCAGUGCUGACCUCCACACAAUUCGGUUAAAAUAAAGCAUAUUCUCUCUCUUUCCAAUUCCAAAGCGUCGUUUUCAUAAUCGUACCAGUGUCUUUCAUCAUCCUCUUCGUGAUCGUCUUCUGUUGUUGCUCCACUCACUAUCUUUAUUUUUCCUAUUCUAUCCUUCUCGCUUCUUAGGUUAGCCGAGCGUCAUCGAUCCAGAAACGAUAAAGGCAGUCAUAAAGUGAGAAUGGAUCUGUGUGCUGCUCAUGCGAAGAACCUUUUCCACACAAAUUCGUUUUACCACAGACCCAUUCCCUCCAAUUUGGGAAGGAGCAGAGUGUUUGAGAUCACUGUUUCGAGGAGAAACCCUUACUCUAAAGGGUAUCGCCUAUUUGUUGUCAGCGCCACGGGGAAGAACAAUCAUGACCACAACUCCUCUUCUUCCGGCAAUGAUGAAUGGUCCAUUCCAGAAGAAGAUGGUACUAGAGGGAAUAAUUCUUCUGAUGGCAACAAAUCAGAUAACAACUCUGAGAAAUGUCAUCAUACUAAUCUGGAUUGGCGCGAAUUCAGGGCAAAGCUAUAUAGGGAUGAGUUGAAAGAAAUAUCAGAUGCUGACACGCAUAAUCAAGGUGGAACAUUGCCUAUUUCCAAACCUCUUGGAGCACAGUGGGCUCAUCCUAUUCCAGUACCUGAGACUGGUUGCGUACUUGUGGCUACCGAAAAGCUUGAUGGUGUUCGCACAUUUGAAAGAACUGUUAUUCUCCUUCUCAGAUCUGGAACUAGACAUCAUCAAGGAGGACCUUUUGGAAUUGUCAUCAACCGUCCUCUUCACAAAAAGAUCAAACACAUGAAACCUACAAACCAUGAUCUAUUAACUACCUUCUCUGAUUGUUCUCUGCAUUUCGGCGGACCUCUUGAGGCAAGCAUGGUUUUGUUGAAAACAGAGGAGAAGAUGAAGCUUCCAGGAUUUGAAGAGGUAAUCCCUGGGCUAUGUUUUGGAUCUCGAAACAGUUUGGAUGAUGCUGCAGGACUUGUGAAGAAGGGGAUUCUCAAGCCUCAUGACUUCAGAUUCUUUGUUGGUUAUGCUGGAUGGCAACUGGAUCAGUUGAGAGAUGAGAUUGAGUCAGAUUAUUGGUAUGUAGCUGCAUGUAGCUCAAGUUUGCUUUGUGGGGCUUUAUCAGAUUCUUCAGAAAGUUUGUGGGAGGAGAUUUUGCAGCUAAUGGGUGGUCAUUACUCAGAAUUGAGCCGGAAGCCAAAGCAAGACAUGUAGCUACUCAUGUAUGGUUUCAAAUUCAGAGUCAAAUGAAUGAAGAACCUGUAAUCAGGGUGCUACAAAGUCAACUGUACUGAUGUUCACUUUAAUGUCAAAUAAAUAGAUAAUUUAUCCCCCUGUCCUACUCUAUUGUUAUAAGAGGAAUUGUACGUUGCUUGGUUUUUGUAAUUAUGCUUGUUAGUAUAGUUUGAUGUAAGUAUGAGAAUAAGUUGUGUUGGCUAGCAUUUUUACGAUUAAACUUUAGAAUUUCAUCUAGAGCUCAAAGAGCUCCAGCACCA
Glycine soja is the source of this 1552-nucleotide messenger RNA. RefSeq names its product UPF0301 protein Cpha266_0885-like. The record is from RefSeq and is a predicted model, not a curated record. Bases 249 to 1271 code for a protein of 340 amino acids. The transcript has 3 exons. NCBI's taxonomy places the organism in Eukaryota, Viridiplantae, Streptophyta, Magnoliopsida, Fabales, Fabaceae.